This is a messenger RNA of Macrosiphum euphorbiae (potato aphid), 1317 nucleotides long. The record is from the annotation of a GenBank genome assembly. Lineage: Eukaryota; Metazoa; Arthropoda; Insecta; Hemiptera; Aphididae.
AUGGCUAAAUUUGAUUUGACGAGUAAGAUGACCAAAUACCUGGACCGGCAUUUGGUCGCCCCGCUGCUGGAGUUCUUGUGGGCGAAAAAGAUUUACAAUGAGAAUGAAAUUUUGCAAGCCAAAUUGGACAUUCUUAAUAAGACAAACAUGAUGGAUUAUGUAAUUGAGAUUUACAAACAGUUGAAUCCUGAAAAAGAAGUACCAGAGGAAAUGAAAACAAGAAGAGAUCAAAUUGUAUCGCAGCUCAAUCAAUUUCAAAGUGAAGUUGAUGUUGUGAUGAAUUUCCUCAAAGAUGAUAAAGUCAUGAAAAAUAUGGAAACUAUGAGGGAUCCUAAAACAUUGUCUACCUAUUUAACCAAUGAAUUCAACUUUAAAGUAGAAAUGAUGGAAAGUAUGUACAAAUUUGCCAAGUACCAUUAUGAUUGUGGAAAUUAUGCUGGUACAACAAGUCAUUUGUACUUUUAUUUAUUAGUUAUGUCGCCUACUGACAAGAAUUACUUGAAUGUUCUUUGGGGAAAAUUAGCAUCUGAAAUUCUUAUUCAAAACUGGGAAACUGCUCUUGAAGAUUUAAACAAACUGCGAGAGUACAUUGAUUCCAAUACAAAUGGUUCUCCAUUGCAUUUGCUACAACAACGAACGUGGUUAAUUCACUGGAGUCUAUUUGUGUUUUUCAAUCAUGUUAAGGGACGUGACCUUAUUAUUGACAUGUUUCUGUACAGGCCUAACUAUUUAAAUGCUAUUCAAACCAUGUGUCCACACAUUCUUCGCUACUUGGCCACUGCAGUAAUCAUCAAUCGUUCAAGAAGAGCAGCCAUGAAGGAUCUUGUUAAGGUUAUUCAACAGGAAUCUUAUACCUACCGUGACCCUAUAACUGAACUUCUAGAAAAUCUCUACGUUAAUUUUGAUUUUGAAGGAGCCAGGGACAAAUUACAUGAAUGCCAAAUUGUCCUUUUUAAUGACUUCUUCUUGACUGCAUGCCUUGAUGAUUUUGUAGAAAAUGCUCGUUUGAUGAUUUUUGAAACUUUUUGUCGUAUUCAUCAGUGUAUUAGUAUUGGAAUGUUGGCUGAAAAGCUUAAUAUGAACCCAGAAGAGGCUGAGUGUUGGAUUGUGAACCUCAUCAGGAAUGCCAGGUUAGAUGCAAAAAUUGACUCAAAACUUGGACAUGUCGUUAUGGGAACACAACCUUUAUCGCCUUACCAACAGCUUUUAGAGAAAAUAGAUACAUUGUCAGUGCGAUCAGAAGCAUUACAACAACUCAUCGAAAGAAAAGUCAAAGCUAAAACUCAAGAACAAGAUCCACUUUGGUACAAUCCUUGA